AUGCUCCUCUUUGUGGAACGCGGUGUACGCGGUGGUUGUCAGUGCUCCCACAGAUACGCGCGAGCCAACAAUAAGUAUCUUCCGUCGCACGAUCCGUUAGAAGCAUCGACGUAUCUCAUGUACUACGACGUAAAUAAUCUGUACGGAUGGGCUAUGCGUGAAUCAUUGCCGUACGCGCAGUUUCAAUGGGUCGAUGACGUCAACGCGGAAAGUCUAGACAUAAUGGCUGUGACCGCAAAUUCCGAUAUCGGUUACAUUCUUGAGGUGGAUCUUUCGUAUCCGCGCGAACUCCACGACGCUCACGCGGAUCUUCCGUUCUGUCCGUUGCGCGCUGCACCUCCAGGCAAGGUCACCGAUAAGCUGUUAGCGACGCUUCACGAUAAGUCGCGCUACGUUAUACACUAUCGCAAUUUGCAGCAAUGUGUGCGUCAUGGGAUGCGUAUACUUAAGAUUCAUCGCGUUUUACGAUUCGCACAAUCGCCAUGGCUGCGCGGAUAUAUCGAAUUGAAUACGAGGUUUAGAAUCUGUGCGAAUAACGAAUUCGAGAGAACUAUGUACAAGCUUAUGAACAACGCGGUGUACGUAGAAGCGUGUUUCUCCGAGGAUCUGAUGGCCGUUGAUUUACGAAAACUCGAAGUGAUGCUCAACAAACCGAUAUACGUUGGCAUGGCCAUCCUGGAGAUAGCGAAAACGAUGGAUAUGAAACGCUACAUCGAAAGAUUCGACACGAGCGACUACGCCGAGAACAACGUGUUCGGUAUGCCGCGCGCGAAUAAGAGCGUUCCGGGUCUGAUGAAGGAUGAGAAUCGUGGCGCGAUUAUGGUAGAAUUCGUAGGGUUGAGAGCGAAGAU
Molecule: messenger RNA, 851 nt
Organism: Vollenhovia emeryi
Lineage: Eukaryota; Metazoa; Arthropoda; Insecta; Hymenoptera; Formicidae
Exons: 3
Biological process (GO): DNA replication
Molecular function (GO): DNA-directed DNA polymerase activity; nucleotide binding; DNA binding
Source: RefSeq, a predicted model, not a curated record